Actinia tenebrosa (Australian red waratah sea anemone) is the source of this 2396-nucleotide messenger RNA. RefSeq names its product calcium uptake protein 1, mitochondrial. NCBI's taxonomy places the organism in Eukaryota, Metazoa, Cnidaria, Anthozoa, Actiniaria, Actiniidae. Gene Ontology annotation, cellular component: uniplex complex. Gene Ontology annotation, molecular function: calcium ion binding. Gene Ontology annotation, biological process: mitochondrial calcium ion homeostasis; calcium import into the mitochondrion. The record is from RefSeq and is a predicted model, not a curated record.
CACAUCACAGACGCCAUCUUGUCAAAGUAGGAGGAAGARGAGAGCAGCUUAGUGCUUCUAAAAGUAUGAUUAUACCAGCAUAGACUUAACAUUCUCAAACUAACUAACUCCUAAUUCAAAGAGAAUAGUACCUUCUUUCGAGUGACUGGAUUUGACUGUUGUUUAGAGGCGUAUCUUUCGACCAUGUUUUCAAGGUGUUUACAGUGUCAAAGAUCCUUCACAAAUCGUCAAAACAUUCCUCGUAUCAUCUACAAUUCAGGUGUACUAAAGAAACUACCUCGGCAUCUUGUUACUACGUUACCAGAAAACAGAUUUUCGACGGUUGUCACAGAGGAAAAUGCUGACAAAAAGACUAACAACACAGAAUCUGAAGAGCCAGGAAAGGAGGAGGCUCAGAAACGAAGAGCUCGUCUUGUUUCCGUCAUGAUAGGAUCAGCUGUGGGAUUUUUUGGUAGCUCUUAUGUGUUAUACAACCAGCUAACUAAAAAUAAAGCUAAAGCUGAAGGAGCUACGCACAUAGAAAAAGAAAAUAUCGAAGAAACUAAAACCGAAGAUGAUGGGGAACACGGUGAAGAUGUUCUAGAUGAGAGAAAGAAGAAGAAGAAGAAAGGGUUUAGAGCUAGAAGAGUAAUUGAGUAUGAGAAUAGAAUUCGUCAGUACAGCACACCAGAUAAAGUCUUCAGGUAUUUUGCCUCACUAAAGAUUGUUCAUCCAGGAGAAGAGAAUGAGGUUUUUAUGACUCCUGAAGACUUUGUGAGGUCACUCACACCUGGAAAAAUUCAGCCAGAAGGACAUGGUCUAGAUGAAUUUGAAAAAUUUGAUCCUGAGAAACACAAAUACAAAGGCUAUCAGUCAAACGAAUUUGACAAUGAGAACAGUGUGUUCAUGAAGAUGGGUGACUAUGGACUUGUAUCUUUCUCAGACUACAUAUUUUUGCUUACUGUUCUAUCUUUGCCUCCAAGAAUGUAUGAAGUUGCAUUCCAAAUGUUUGACUUAAAUGGAGAUGGUGAAGUGUCACCAGAGGAAUUUGAAAAAGUACAAAAUAUUCUGUUUUCCACCACAGCGACUGGAAGCAGACACAGAGAUCAUUCAACUACUGGCAGUGUUUUGAAUUAUACCAUCAAUACUGGGCUUAAAGUUUAUUUCUUUGGAGAAAACGGAGAAGAGAAGCUUACGGGACAGAAGUUUAUAGAAUUCCAAAAGAAGCUACAAAGUGAAGUAAUGUAUUUAGAGUUCUUGUCAUACGACCCAGAAAAUGGUAGGAUAACAGAAAGGCAGUUUGCCGACAUGCUGUUGACAUAUUCUAACUUCCAUGAAAAAAAGAAACAGCAGAUUCUCAAAAGAGUGAAGAAGGCUUUCAAAGAUAACCCAGAGGGAGUUACUUUUCAGAACUAUCUAAACUUUUUCCACUUCUUAAGAAACAUCAGUGAAGCAGAAGUCGCCCUAAGCUUUCAUAAUGCAGCUAAUAAAGCUAUAGACCCAGAGACCUUCAAAAGAGUUGCAAGGACAAUCGCUGGGGUUACAUUAGAUGAUCAUGUCAUUGACAUUGUUUACCACAUGUUUGAUGAAAAUGGUGAUGGAGAAUUAAGCAACAAGGAGUUCAUCGCUGUAAUGAAAAAUCAACUGGUCAGGGGACUUGAGAAUCCCAAAGACACUGGCUUUACUAAGCUGAUCUCAGCAAUGUGGAAGUGUGCUAAACAUGUAACAUACAACAUGUUGCAUCCAAACCCGAAAGAGCCAAGCAUGUGAUGUAUCACAUGUUGCAAUCAAUCAAAAACGUAAUGACUGGUAGUAGCUGAAGGGCUGUCUGUCUCUCUGUCAUUCCCUUGCCUUCUAUUCUUCAUACUGAGGAUCGUAUAUUUUGAAGGAAUGUCUGUAUAUGUCUGCCUGUUGGCUUAUAUACGUGAGGUAUAAUUGAAAUAUUGUGAAUGUGAGUGUUCGCUGCUAGCUGUUUGUCUGUCCUUCGAUCUGUUGUUUGUAUCUGUCCAAUCUAUCUGGCCUUUCUCUCUGUUUCUUGUCUUCCAUUCUUUGUAGACACAGAUCUCGACGGUAUUGUUUUAGGUUUAACAAGCGCGCUAUGUGAAUAGUGAUGUAAGUGGGCUUUGCGCUUUUUCUCUGUCCGUUGUAUGCGUUUUAACUGCCUACCUGCCUGUUUGUCUGUCUGUCACUUAUCCAUAAUCAUACGAGGUUAGGCAGGUAAUUUGUAAAGGUGUAUGCGACACUAAUGACAAACUGGUAUAUUUUUCAUUUGUAAUGUUUAUUUCAAUCACAAAGAGCACACACGCACUUAAAUAAUUCUUUAUUGAAACCACUUGCACACAAGUCAAUUUAGAAAAUUUAGGCAUUAUGCUUGUAACAGGGCCUUAAAUUAUAAUUUUAUUAAAUCCCUACCAGUG